AUGACAUCUAUUGAAGAGAUAAGGAGGAUCCGGGGUGAUGUUCUCGGCAUUGAUUCUUAUAAAAUCGGCUUGGAUGAGAAUUCUAUAGACUGUAUGGGUUUCACUGUGAAAGACCUACAGCUCCUUGGCGAAAUAGCAUCCCACAAUGUCGGAGUUAAUCUAGAAACCUUCAUAAACACAUAUUCUUCUGGCACAAACACCAAAGUCGAGAUAGAAUACAAUGAUUCAGCCUUAAAGCAAGUAAACCUUGUUCAAGACAGGUUCCUCUCUAUGACUCCAGUCAGUCCAGUACAAGGUUUUUUCUUAGACCUAGGCCUGGCUGGGUACAUUGGUCUCAUCAACUACAUCUUCGAAGUGGAGGGUUCGGAUCUGAAACAUGGCUUGACAACCCUCGUAAAUCUUCUAGAAUCUAAAAACCCCAUCUUUUGUACGGUUAUUGGGGCUAUGAAAGAUGGGAGUUUCGCACAAACCUUGACGGCGAAGAAAAAAACCAUGACCCAGAAGUUUGAGUUGGCAAAGCCAGCUGUACAACACGCUUUAAUCGUCGGGGACCCCGCCCAUGAAGGAAGCAGCUUCUUCGUUAUCUCAUUACAGCACACUCACUGCGAUGCAUUCUCCCGAUUUCUCAUCAGCAAGGAGAUAUCACAGAUUCUGGAGUCGCCAUCAUGUUACGCACAAAAUGGAACCCCUGAACGCCCUUGGUUUGCCGAUUACGUAAAGGAUGUCCAGCUAAAAGCCACCAACGAUUAUGUCACCUUAUUUUCGAAUACUUACCUGCGCGGCGCAAACUUAUCCAACACCCAUCCUCCUGAUAAAGCAACGAUCAGUGGCGAGUUGAAUGGUGCUACCAUCGAAAGAAUGCAAGUAUCUGUCACCCCGAGCAUUGCGAUCAGUUACUCAAGAAAUCCAAGGCAAAUCAUUCUUGCAGCAUGGGCUAUGGCUUUAGCAAAACUAUUGGGGCUUCGAGAUAUCACGUUUGGACUCUGCCAUCAUGGCAGAUCAUCUGGCUCUUUCACGAAUGUGCUACGUGUAAUGGGCCCUUUGGUAAAUGCGUUCCCUUCCCACGUUUCUCUUACCUCCAACAAAGAAUCAGUUCCUGAACUGCUGCAAAGGAUCCAGAUCGAUAUCACAACCACAAAAAAAUGGGAACAUGGAUUCUCUCCGAGCACUUUCCCAAGUGCUGACGGAAAUCCAUGA
Molecule: messenger RNA, 1197 nt
Organism: Bipolaris sorokiniana ND90Pr
Lineage: Eukaryota; Fungi; Ascomycota; Dothideomycetes; Pleosporales; Pleosporaceae
Exons: 5
Coding region: 1-1197 (398 amino acids)
Biological process (GO): amino acid activation for nonribosomal peptide biosynthetic process; secondary metabolite biosynthetic process
Cellular component (GO): cytoplasm
Molecular function (GO): catalytic activity; phosphopantetheine binding
Source: RefSeq, a predicted model, not a curated record